UUAACUGGAAGUGUGUUGCCUCAUAAGUCGGACUCAGCAUUUCCGAACGCAUGUGAUACUGUCAACGGAAGUGAAGAAGCCAUCGCCCAUUUGAAGGGACCAAGAAAUAACAGGAUGCGUGAAUACAAAAUUGUUGUGUUGGGUAGUGGUGGUGUUGGAAAAUCAGCAUUGACAGUGCAAUUUGUACAAGGCAUAUUUGUUGAAAAAUAUGACCCGACAAUCGAGGACAGCUAUCGGAAACAGGUGGAAGUGGAUGGCCAACAAUGUAUGCUGGAAAUACUGGAUACUGCAGGAACGGAACAAUUUACAGCUAUGAGAGAUUUAUACAUGAAAAAUGGACAGGGAUUUGUAUUAGUGUAUUCUAUCACUGCACAAUCAACUUUCAAUGAUUUGCAAGAUUUACGAGAACAAAUUCUUCGAGUGAAGGACACUGAUGAUGUGCCCAUGGUGCUAGUGGGCAACAAAUGUGAUUUAGAAGACGAACGUGUUGUUGGGAAGGACCAAGGUGUAAACCUUGCUCGACAAUUUAAUUGCGCCUUCAUGGAGACCUCAGCCAAAGCAAAAAUAAAUGUAAAUGAUAUAUUUUAUGAUUUAGUAAGACAAAUUAAUAAGAAAUCUCCAGAAAAGAAACCAAAGCCAAGAAAGAAGGCUAUUUGUGUUCUUCUGUAAGAAUGCAGGAACAGACCAGAUAAUGUGUGUCAACCCAAACUGUGUAUAACUCAAUGCCUGACCUGAUACAAAGCAUUUGAAGCAGUUCCCAGUUUGUAAUUUUGGAAAAUGUUAAUUUGGUGGUGAAGUCUCGGAUGUUAUGGUACAAGACUUUGGACGGAUAUUUCCUUCCAUUGCUCACAAGUGCACAAGAUCUUUGUCCCACUGUCUCUUCGGACUAUCCAGUAUCCAAAUGAUGGACAAAAAUGUCUACAGAGGCCUAUCAAGAGAGAAAGUUUCGCAGUUCCUACUGCAGUCAUCAUAUCAUCUCUGCCUUGAGCUCCAGGAUACAUCUGUCUUGACAGGAAUAGAGGUCAUAACCUAAAAAGUAAAAAAAUUAAUCAGAGUAAUGAAAGGUUGUAGUGAAACUACAUUCUCUUUUUCAUUCGGUGGCCUUAAUACUUUAUGUACAAUAUACUAUAGUUCAUCCUUUGUAAAUCCUUUAGUCUUUGUGGAAAGAUCAAAGCUCGAUGGCAGAAUACCUGCUUCUGUAAAUGGCAGUGCUUAAGACUUGAUUGAAAUAUGUAUCUAUUUAUCCUUGUACACCUGUCCUCCAUCUUCUGGUAAAUGUUUUGAAAAUUAAUGUAUAGUAUGUGGGUGUCAGGAUUGUAAAUUUGUGAAGGAAUUGUUUGACCAUGAAAGUCAAGGAGAUAAGUUUUGAUUUCCUGUGUGAGGAUAGAAAUAACUAUGUGGCCGUGUGUUAUAUACCUUAUGAAAAACCUUAUAAAGGCAUUGAACCUCAGUGUCUCAAAGAGUGUCAGAUAAAAGAAUUUUCUUUAUCUGUUCUGAUAACAAAACUUGUUUUCAGUGUAUACAAUAUGUAAUUCUUAUUUUCAUUUGUUAAGUCAGAUGGAUGUAUUUUGAAAUGUUGCUUGUUAGCUAUAUUGUAAAUUAUUUGUGAUCUUUAUUAUUAUUAUUAUAAUAAUUAUUAUUAUUAUUUUCUAUCAUGAAUUCAUAAGCCAAUGAUUUGUCUACACUGUCUUUCUUAUAAAUCUUGGUUCCACAGGCUCUUUUCUGUGGGCAUGCAUGUAAAUGUGUGAAUGGGUGGGUAUGUGUUACAGGGUGGAAAGGUGCACAGAAAUAUGUACAUGUGCAAAUGCACAUUGUUAGGCUAGACAGAUUAGAUUACCUUUUUAUGGCCACUGAUAAUGUGAGCAUCUUAGCAGUUGCAUGCAUGUGUGUGUGUGUGCGUGUGUGAAAGUGUGUCAAUCGUUAUUUUAAUUUCUUUCUUUCAGAUUUGCUCUAGAGAAAAUAAUAUUGUUGCUUUCACUGUAUGUGUUAUAUAUUUUGUGUUCAGUUUUUAAUUUUGGAUAACAAAUUUUAAAGAUUAUUGUAUCAUUCAUUAAUUGGGGUACUCUGGUAAUUAUGAAAUGAACCAUUCUGUUAAAAUCUUCAUUGACAUGUAGAUACUACAAACAAUCCAUUCACCGUGGUUUCAUGUAUCCAAAUACUUCCACUAACAGUGAGUGAGGGAAUUGUAUGUUCCAUAAUUUUUGAAGAAUGAUACAUUUGUUUUACAACUCCAUGGAAACACUUUUCUAAGAUAAAAUUCAUCAGAAAUAUUCAGUGUCAGUGUUCAGUUUUGUUAUAUUACCAUUGAUAGUUGUCAUCAGAGAUAUAUUUAUUUGUGUGAUCCAUUCUGUAUCUGAAAUUUAUGUGUGUGUGUAUAUUAUAUAUGUACACACACAUACAUGCAUACACGUACAUACAUACAUAUUAUAUAUAUAUAUAUAUUGGGCAAGUGAAAAUUGUCAUGGCUAAAGACUCCAGGAUGUAAAUGAAGCUUCCAAGUGUUACCAUUUAGUGACAGCAUGAGAGAUUGAUACGAGACUUUUCCCAAAAAAUCUUGUAAGUGAAUGCUGUUGAUUUGUUGGGAAUCAGAAAAAGAACAAAGCAUCACCAUAGCAGUGUUGAUAAUAAAAGCAGAAGCCCACAGUUAUCAACCAUAAAGUAAUUGUUUAUUGUAAUUGCUUUGUUGAAGUGAUAAUAAAUAAUUUUUCUGUAUAUUUUCACAGUCCCUGUCGUCCAUCUCUUAACCUUUACAAUCACCCUGCCCCAUUUAUAUGUAUUAAUGUUUAUUCUUAUAAAAAUUAUAUUUUCAUGAUGCAGUGGAUGAUUGGAAAGAGAAAUGUGUUUACUUACAUUAUUUGAGCCACUUAGUAUAUGAAGAAAGAUUCAAGAUAAUGUUGAAUGCCAAACAACGUGCUCUUGAGGGAACAAACUGAAGUUACCAUUUUAUUUGUGAAAUUUAUGAUUAAUAUUCUUGUGUACCAUUCAAUUUUUCACUUUAUCCAGUUCAAAUGUAACAAUUAAGUCCUGAAAUGAAUGCAGAUAGAAUAAACAUGAAAAGCUAAAUUCAUCUCUACUUGUACAUAUUCAUUAAAUAACUAAAUCUCUUAAAGGAAUUAUGAGGUUUAUGUUUGAAAGAAAAGCUUAGUGCUUAAAAAAAAAGUUGAACCUGCUUAAAAGGUAUAAAAUCUUUUCCGAAAUAAAAAAAAAAAUUGUUAAAUAUUUUCCCAUUUAGUUUUAAAUUGUUGUAACAAUCCUUUGUAGUAAUGAUCCUUUGAAGUAUUUAAUAUAAAGAAAUUAAAAAUGUUCAAAAAAUAAAAUUUGGGGAGGGGAAAUCUUUUGGACAGUGUUCUACUUGGCACCCCAGUAUCUUGCACCUGUUCAGUGUGUAAAUCGAGUGCCAUUAAUUUAAAUUGAUUGUGGGCAUUGUUUUGAAUGAUUUCAUUGCACGCCCAUGUGUUAUCCCAAUGGCAUGAGAAAGACACUGUGAUAAACUGUUUGGGAAAGUGAAUGUACCCAAACAAUGGAUGAUUGAUUGUUACUUGUGCUGUGUAAGGUGAAUAAUUUCUGAUUGAUGUGGUAAAAUUGUUAUUAGGUGAAUUGCAAUUGCUCUUAUUGUUAGAUCCAGAAAUGCAAAUAAAGGCAAUUUGCUGAUGUUGCUACAUAACAG
Molecule: messenger RNA, 3667 nt
Organism: Gryllus bimaculatus (two-spotted cricket)
Lineage: Eukaryota; Metazoa; Arthropoda; Insecta; Orthoptera; Gryllidae
Source: the annotation of a GenBank genome assembly